AUGGAUUGUUUACUUCUUGCUUUCGUCCUCAUUGGAACCACACUGGCUUGCCAACCAGUGCCACAACCUGGCUCUGGAGUCACACACGGACACGAUACAGCGGACGUUACAAUAGUCACCAAUCAAGUCUACGACUCAUCAAAAAUUUCUCAGUAUAUGGGCUACUUCCCGCAAACAAAGAUCGAAGAAUACUCGGCACCUCUUGGAUACUUCUCAGACCUUGGAAAUACUAACAGCAAUGGCUAUUUUGCCUUUACUUUCAUCCUCACGCAAUGCCACUGUGACGAGGUGAGGACUUGGGUCAAUCAAAUCGUAGCGAGCUCAAAUUACUACACAAGUGGAAAUGUGGUAUGCGUCCCAUCAGGACCACUCGUAAUACAAGCACCCCCAGCACCACCAGCAACAACUACAACAGCAGCUUCAACGACAAUGCGAACCAGUUUUCGUGUCCAACUGGGCGCACCGUAUGGGCAAGAUGGCCAACGUACACUUACUCAGUUUGGUCCCUAUGGUCAAGGUGUUGAAGUCGCUCCAGUUGCUCAGUAUCCUCCAGUUGUUAUACCACAGUAUGUCUCUGCCCCUGCUCCCAUAGUUGUUGGACAACCGGUUAUUGCACAACCACCGGUUAUUGCGGAACCGUAUCUUUAUGAGGAGACAAUAUAA
This is a messenger RNA of Haemonchus placei, 663 nucleotides long. The record is from the annotation of a GenBank genome assembly. NCBI's taxonomy places the organism in Eukaryota, Metazoa, Nematoda, Chromadorea, Rhabditida, Trichostrongylidae.